AUGCAUUCAGUGAAAGGAUUAGACUGCAAAGAGAUUGUGAGGUUGAAUAAGAAAUUCAUCCCUGUCAAGGCUGUGUACUUUCUGCUUUGGUCAGGAAUGGUGAGUCUUCUGCCCUUCCUUCCCGUCUACAUGUCAUACGUUGGUCUGAAUCCUGUCCAAAUAGGUGUGGUAACAGGCAUUGAACCAUUCAUUGGGAUGUUUUCAUCUCCGCUGUGUGGAAGCUUGGCAGAUAAAUUCAGCAUGCAUCGCUUCAUCAUGGUUAGCAGUAUCAUAGGAACAGGGCUUGUGUAUGGGAGUGGUGUUUUUGUGUCACUUAUUGAUACAAAUAAUGCAAUGAAUUGGACAAAUAUAUCUCAUGUGCCACUGGAAGGAUACCUUGGAGAGCUUGGAAAGAUUCCAGAACCAGAGUUGGACUCAUCCUUGAUUCAGAUAUGGAAGAGUGACUACUGUGACAGUUAUCAUCACAGCAUUUCAAGUAAUAUCGAAGAUAAAGUGCUAUAUGUUAUUAAGAAGGAUAUGGAUACCGGAUCAGUCGAAACAAAUCUUAGUAUUUUUAAGAACAACUGUUCAGUUGCAUGUUGCUUCUGCAGUUGUAGGUUAAAAGAUGAAAGGUUCAUUGAACCUUUGCAUAUAUGUAAUAAGUUAGAGAGAAUCCAGAGAAUAGGCAGAACUGAAAAUGAGUCGACAGAUAUUUUGAUUUCAAAUGAAUUCUUGUGUCAAAAUAUAGAGACAACUGACAUUCUUGAAUGGGACUGGGAGUAUUCACAAAAGAAAGACAAAACACUCACAUUUGUUGUAAUGUUGGUGAUUGUUCUCGUUGGACAAUUUGCGAGCAACCCUCCUAUGCCUUUGCUUGAUGCAGCAGCUAUGGCACUUGUUAAAAAAUGCAACGAUAGAGGGCAAAACGUAGAAUUCGGCCGUCAGAGACUAUGGAACGCAAUUGCCUUGGGAACAUUUGCACCUCUCGCUGGAUUUGCUGUGGAUACCUACUCUGCAGCGUAUCCAGAGUCUUUCAACAAGUAUCUUCCAGCUUUCUUAGCUUUUGUUGCACUUGUACUAUUGUCAGUUAUACCGGCAUUGUGUAUAACUUUUCCUCCACACUGCCCAUCUGAAUCACUUGCCAGUGAUGUCUGCAUCCUACUCCAGAGACCCAAGGUGCUUGUUUUCCUGUAUGCAAUGUUCAUCACUGGGAUAUCAGUCGGAGUCAUCAGUACAUAUGUCUUCUUGUUCCUUGUUGAACUCUCUGGAAGCCACACCAUCAUGGGACUGACUCUGACCCUGACAUGUGUAGCUCAAUUCCCUUUCAUGUACUUUUCUACUAAGCUUAUUGGGAGACUAGGGCAUCAUGGGGUCUUUGUUCUAACUCUCUUCUGCUAUGCUGUGAGGUUGGUUGGCUACUCUUUCUUGCAGAAUCCAUGGCUUGUUUUACCCAUAGAACUCCUUCAUGGAGUCACCUAUGGUGCUCUUUGGCCAGUUUGUACUUCCUAUGUAAACCUCAUCACUCCUGACAACAUGCUCACUACAAUGCAGUCCAUCACAUUUGGAAUCAAAUCUGGUUUAGGUGAAGGCUUGGGGACAUUGCUGGGUGGAGUAAUCUAUUACCAAUAUGGAGCUAGGAACCUAUUCAGAGGAACUGCCAUCUUAUGCGUGGUAACACUGAUCUUCUAUUGGCCAGCGAGUGCUUACCUAGAGAGACGGGAUGAAAGAAGAGAGCGACAAGUACAGUAUGAAGAAAUAUGAUAUUGAAUAGAUCUGACAUAUUCUUGAUACCCGGUAGGAAAAACUCCUUGAAUGCUCAUGCAGGGUAGCGGUAAGUAAAGGUCAAGUCCAC
Molecule: messenger RNA, 1831 nt
Organism: Lytechinus pictus (painted urchin)
Lineage: Eukaryota; Metazoa; Echinodermata; Echinoidea; Temnopleuroida; Toxopneustidae
Product: major facilitator superfamily domain-containing protein 6-like
Exons: 3
Coding region: 1-1740 (579 amino acids)
Cellular component (GO): membrane
Molecular function (GO): transmembrane transporter activity
Source: RefSeq, a predicted model, not a curated record